Molecule: messenger RNA, 2491 nt
Organism: Cicer arietinum (chickpea)
Lineage: Eukaryota; Viridiplantae; Streptophyta; Magnoliopsida; Fabales; Fabaceae
Source: RefSeq, a predicted model, not a curated record
AAAAGUUAACCACACAUUUGAACAAUUUACAUCCAAGUCUCUUAAUAUCCAAUGAGACACACAACAUGAAAAAAUAGAAUAUAAGUAGAUGCUACGGAAUCCUAUAAUGGCAUACACAUGAAAUAAUAGUAAACCAAGGAACUCUUUUGAUACACAUGCCCAAGGUGUGACUAUUUUUUGCUUUGUUUCUUGUAAUAAAAGUUGACACGGAACCUUCAAAACAAAGAGGUAAGUUUGUUGGGGGUUGAGGCUUAGCUAUAGUGUUGACAUUUUACAUCUAAAGUCCUUCCCCCACAUAGUACUCACUCUCUUCUUUAUAAAGUACCUUGUUGUUAAUUAGAAUUUCAUUUCACACUCAUCAAAAAUUAUUUCUUUCUACCUCAAACACACACACACAUUUCUCUCUCUUUCCUCUUUCUCUAAUGGAGUUUCUCACUUUUAUUUAUGUUGUUACAAUAAUGCACUUAUGUUUCCAAAUAUGGAAACUGUUUGAUAAGAGAAGGGACCAAGAGUGUUACAUAUUAGACUACCAAUGUUACAAACCAAGUGAUGAAAGAAAACUUGGAACUAAUCUUUGUGGAAAAAUCAUAGGAAAAAGCGAAAAUAUCGGCCUAGCCGAAUGCAAAUUCUUCCUCAAAGCAAUUGUAAACUCUGGCAUUGGCGAGGAAACUUAUGCUCCAAGAAACUUCAUCGAAGGUCGUGUAGUGAACACGACCUUGGACGACGGAAUCAUGGAGAUGGAGGAGUUUUAUCAUGAUAGCAUAGCAAAGCUUCUAAAGAAAUCAAAUAUUUCGCCUUCAGACAUCGAUAUCCUCGUGGUAAAUGUAUCUUUGUUUUCAGCUGUUCCUUCUUUAACUUCAAGAAUCAUUAACCAUUACAAAAUGAGACAGGAUAUAAAAGCUUAUAACCUCUCAGGUAUGGGUUGUAGCGCGAGUCUAAUUUCAUUAGACAUUAUUAAGAGCAUUUUCAAGUCACAAAAGAACAAAUACGCUCUUUUGUUGACUUCAGAAUCUCUUAGUACAAAUUGGUACUCUGGCAAUGAAAGAUCAAUGAUUCUUGCUAAUUGUCUUUUCCGCACAGGCGGAUGUGCAAUCCUUCUUACAAAUAAAAGAUCCUUAAAACAUAAAGCUAUAUUGAAAUUAAAGUGUUUAAUCAGAACGCACCACGGUGCAAGAGACGACGCAUACAAUUGUUGUAGUCAAAAAGAAGAUGAACAAGGUAGACUUGGUUUUUUUCUUGCUAAAGAUCUUCCAAAAGCAGCUACAAGAGCUUUUGUUGACAACUUAAGAGUUCUAUCACCUAAAAUUCUACCAGCUAGGGAAUUACUUAGGUACUUGUUAAUUUCCCUAAUAAAAAAAGUGACAAAAUCACAUGUACCUAAGUCAUCAACAAGUAACAAAUCACCAUUGAAUUUCAAAAGUGGUGUUGAUCAUUUUUGCUUACACACGGGAGGAAAAGCAGUGAUAGAUGGAAUUGGUUUGAGUUUAGAUCUAAGUGAUUAUGAUUUGGAGCCAGCAAGAAUGUCAUUACAUAGAUUUGGUAACACUUCAGCUAGUAGUUUGUGGUAUGUAUUAGGGUAUAUGGAAGCAAAGAAGAGGUUGAAAAAAGGUGAGAGAGUGUUGAUGAUAAGUUUAGGUGCUGGCUUUAAAUGCAAUAGUUGUUUAUGGGAAGUAAUGAGAGAAAAAGAAGAUGUUGGAAGUGAUGGAAAUGUUUGGGAAGAUUGCAUUCAUUACUAUCCACCAGAGUCAUUGGCCAACCCAUUCAUGGAGAAGUACGGUUGGAUUAAUCAUGUUCAAGAACCAAGCACUUUCAAAGACAAACUUAUUCAGUUUCUCAAAUAAUCAUUUUCAUUAAUUAAGGUAUUUAAUAUUAUUUGUUGUAUUUUAGUCUCUCUGAUUUUAAAUAUAUAUCAAAAAAUUAUACUUUUUUUGGAAUAAAAGAUAAACAAAAAAGACUAUUUUAAAAAGUUGAUAUAUUUAAAAUAAAUUAUUAGAUUAAAUAUAUUAAAUUUUUAAAUAUAAUUUUUGUUUAUAUUUUAUUCUGAAAGGUGUACAUGUAUUUAGUUUAAUUUUUUUACUAAAUAUAUGUAUUUUUUAUUUAUAUUUAAAAUCUGAGAGAGAAUCUGAUUUUUAUAGAGAAAAAGAAAAAGAAAAGGAAAGUACAAAAGUUUAGAAUUUUAGAUGUUUAUUGAUUAACAGGCAUGAAUAAUGCUUAUUGUGCUUUUGGAUUGGUGCUGUUACAAUUUUUCUGUUCCCUCAAGGGUUCUUUACCCAAUAAGAUGUCCUGUUUCUAAAUUUCCACAGUACUUUAGAUGUUUAAAUUUCAUAAAAGGGUAUUAUAGUUUCUUACUCUUUUUCCCUAGCUUCUAUUUUUGCUUAGGAUUGUAUUAUUUAUUUAUUUUUCUUCUGUUUUGGGAAAAAAAGUAGUUGUAAAAUGAAAUAAAAUAUUGUGUUUGUUAUACUAAAUAUAUAUAGAGAUGUAGUUUUCAUUC